UAGAGUAUUUAUAACAAAAAAAAUAUAAUACAAUAAAUAAAAAUGUUUCAACAAACGGAAAGUUCUAAAGGUUCAUUCUUGGAGCAGACCAAAGCUGCUAGAGAAGAAAGAGCACUUGAAAAACGCAAGGAAUUAGCUGCUACACAAAUUCAAGCAUACAUUCGCGGAUGGCUAGCUAGAAAAAGAUUUGAAUUGAUAAUAUUAAAUGAAUUCAAUAACAUCCUAGGAAAUGUCGAUGAAAAUAUAAUAUUAAAACCAGCGAUAGAUAUAUAUCAUACAUCAUCUCGAUUUUUAAUAAUAUGGCGUAAAGAUCGUGAUUUAGAGAAAUUUGUAAAUUUAUGUCGUUACUUAAUAGCAUCAUUGAAUUCAGAAUCACCAAAAUAUAGUUAUGUGGGUGUAUCAUUAAAUAAAGAAUUUGCUGUACCAUGGAUUGCACAUAUUAAAAAUAUUUUAUGGAAAUGUUGUAUAUAUUUGGAAGAUUUAAAACCAGAAUUACCAUCAAAUUUAAAGCAUAUUGUUGUGUUGUUGCAUACAUUGGUUGCAUUCACUGCAACAAAUACAUGGAUUAUUUUAACUACAAAAAGUAUGGAAAUAUUAAAUCCUGGUAUGAAUCAAUUAUGUGCAAAUAUUUUAGGUGAUUUAUUUCAUAAAGGUUUUUAUAUUACGUUAAAGUCUGUAUUACAUCGUGGUUUAGGUCGUACUAAAGUAGCGUUAAAACAUAUAUCAUUAUCAGCGAUAGUUACAUUGUCAUUACGUCCAUUAAUUUCAUCAAAUUAUUCAGAAAAAUUAAUGACAAUGUUCUUAAUACAUAUCUUAUCAGUGCCAGCUUUAAUUUAUCAUUUGAAUUUAAUUGCACCUGAGUGCAUUUCCAUGAUAGUUAGUUUAAACAUAUUAGUUAAGAGUGUGGAAUUAUUAUCCAGUGAUCAAAACAUGCGUAUCGUAUUUAAUGCACUUGAAGGAAAUUAUGCGUUAUGUUUAUUAGCAAAUUUAGUACAAUUAUCAUAUAUUGAACGUGAAGAAUCAUUAAAUGAUAAAUUUAUUCCUAAUUUUGUGCAUGUAUGUACAAGAAUCUUAGAAAGUUGUGGUCGGUAUGUUUCAAGUAAACAAUCAAGUUUAACACAUUGGCAUCCAGUACUUGGUUGGUUUGCACAACCACCAGAUGAGGCAUUACAAGCAUCUAUUCCUCAUAUGAAACAUCAACUACGCUUAUUAUGGCAUUCGAAUAUGGUUAAAACGUUAUUAGGAAAUCUUUUAAAUCAAUUAGUUGAUGGCGUAGAACAACAGAAUAUAAUUCAAAUAGCAAAUGAACAACAUCAUUUGAGUGGACCAAGUAAUUUAAUACGACGUGCAUUAGAAUCACGUACAAAAACAUCGAAUCAAUUAAAAAUACAAUAUAAACUAGGCGGUAACGAGUGCAGUUCAAUUGCAUUGAUAUGUUCAAUGUAUCAAACAGCCUUGGAUACAUUAACACAAUUACGUUUAGAUAUAUUAACUGGUAUCUGUUAUCAGGAGCAUAUUUUAUAUGAUUUAUGGUUAUUUUUAACAACAUUAGGUCCAUGUUGUGGUCUUAAAUCUUUUAUUGAUUUAUUAAUGGUUAAUGUUAAAUGUUCGUCACCGGAAUUUCAAAUGUUACAAUUAUUUUGUGAUUGUACAACACAUUGUGUUACGAUUCUUGAUGAUAUUGAAAUGUAUGAACAACAAAAACCUUUCAAAUUAACAGAUAUUGUGAAAUUAUCUGGUUUUUUAAAUCAAUUUUUGUAUAAAAUUAUUAUGGGUAAUAUAUUUGACUUAAAACACAUUCAAUCUAAUCCAUUAUUCCAAUCGUUGCAUAUUUUAUUAAUGGUUUUGUAUCGACGUGAUUGUCGUCGGCCAUAUAGUCCACCAGGUCAUUGGUUAAUUAAAGAUAUUAAAGUUGCAUCAUUUAUGUCAGAUUUAGAACGUGGAAAAAAGGCACCAUUAAUGUUAUUAGUACGAAUGCCACAUGUGAUUCCGCACGAUGAACGAGUACGAUUAUUUCGUAAAAAUGUUAUAAAUGAAAAAACAGUUUUGGGUCUUACAGAAUCAGCAUGUGCAUCACCUCAAUCAACAUUAAUUACUAUUCAUAGGAAUCGAAUUGUUGAAGAUGGCUAUAGACAAUUAGCUGCAUUACCACCACAGGCAUUAAAAGGCGUUAUACGGGUACGAUUUAUAAACGAACAGGGUUUAGAUGAAGCUGGAAUUGAUCAAGAUGGUGUAUUCAAAGAAUUUUUAGAGGAAACGAUCAAGCGUGUUUUUGAUCCAUCGUUAAAUUUAUUUCGUGUUACAAAUGAAGAACGAUUAUAUCCUGCACCAACAUCAUAUUUACAAGAAAACCAUUUACAAUUAUUUGAAUUUAUUGGUCGAAUGUUAGGCAAAGCUGUUUAUGAGGGAAUUGUGGUGGAGGUACCAUUUGCAUCAUUUUUUCUAAGUCAAGUAUUAGGUCACACACAGAAAGCUUUAUACAGUGCAAUGGAUGAAUUACCAUCAUUAGAUCGGGAUUUAUAUAGAAGUUUAACAUUUAUUAAACAUCACGAAGGUGAUGUUGCUGAUUUGGAUUUAAUGUUUAGUGUUGAUGAAGAUGUGAUGGGUCGAAUUGUUACGCAUGAAUUAAUUCCUGGUGGUAAAGCUAUACCAGUUACAAAUGAAAAUAAAAUUAAUUAUAUUCAUUUGAUGGCACAUUUUCGAAUGCAUACUCAAAUAAAAGAUCAAACGGCGGCUUUUAUCAGAGGUUUCCGUUCUAUUAUUAAUCCGGAAUGGUUAUUGUUGUUCUCAACGCCUGAACUACAACGGUUAAUAUCCGGUGAUAACGUGCCAUUAGACUUACGUGAUUUAAGACGACAUACUCAAUACUAUGGUGGUUUUCAUGAUUCUCAUCGUGUAGUCAGUUGGCUGUGGGAUAUUUUAGAUAAAGAUUUUACUGAAGAGGAACGUACAUUAUUUUUAAAGUUUGUAACCAGUUGUUCAAAGCCACCAUUACUUGGUUUUGCACAUUUAGAACCACCAUUUUCAAUUCGUUGUGUAGAAGUUGGUGACGAUGAAGAUACCGGCGAUACAAUAGGAAGUGUUAUACGUGGUUUUUUUACAAUACGUAAAAAAGAUCCAUUAAAUCGAUUACCAACAUCGUCAACAUGUUUUAAUUUAUUAAAAUUACCAAAUUAUCAUAAAAAAAGUACGUUACGUGAAAAAUUACGUUAUGCUGUUACUUGUAAUCCUGGAUUUGAAUUGUCGUAAUUCAUU
This is a messenger RNA of Chrysoperla carnea, 3255 nucleotides long. RefSeq names its product ubiquitin-protein ligase E3B. Bases 43 to 3249 code for a protein of 1068 amino acids. Gene Ontology annotation, biological process: protein polyubiquitination; ubiquitin-dependent protein catabolic process. The transcript is spliced from 14 exons. The record is from RefSeq and is a predicted model, not a curated record. Lineage: Eukaryota; Metazoa; Arthropoda; Insecta; Neuroptera; Chrysopidae. Gene Ontology annotation, molecular function: ubiquitin protein ligase activity; protein binding.